Molecule: messenger RNA, 6711 nt
Organism: Penicillium soppii
Lineage: Eukaryota; Fungi; Ascomycota; Eurotiomycetes; Eurotiales; Aspergillaceae
Product: putative rRNA biogenesis protein RRP5
Exons: 6
Coding region: 1-6711 (2236 amino acids)
Biological process (GO): rRNA processing; lipid metabolic process
Cellular component (GO): nucleolus; small-subunit processome
Molecular function (GO): RNA binding; phosphoric diester hydrolase activity; protein binding
Source: RefSeq, a predicted model, not a curated record
AUGGCGCCAAUUAAGCGCAAGGGGAAUGCCCCUGAAGAAAACAACCAAAAACGUGCUAAGGUUGGAGCGGAGGAGGCCAAGAAAGAUCACAAAAAGUCAAACGAUGCCACACCCACCGCCGCCAAAGCUUCAGAGCUUUCAGUGCUGCGCGACGACGAACCCUCGUUCCCUCGUGGUGGUGCCAGCGUUCUGACACCAUUGGAGCGCAAGCAAAUUCAGAUCCAGGCCAACAGAGAUGUUUUGUUCGAACAGAAGGGAACUCAGAAGCCUUCUGGGAAGAAGCCUUCCAACGAGUUCGACGACGAAAGCGACAACGAUGUUGAGAUGGAAGAGGAACAGGCUGCUGCGCCUGCCAAGAAGUCACGCAAGAAGAAGACAAAGGGCAAGAAGACGACAGACAAGGAUUCUGACGACAAGUCAGAUGUUCGCAUUGAAGGUCUUAGUUUUAAGCGCAUUGCUCCCGGUGCCAUGAUUCUUGGACAAGUCUCAAGCAUUAACGCCCACGACAUCGCUCUUUCGCUGCCCAACAACCUUGUUGGAUACGUCCCUCUCACCUCCGUCUCCAAGGGACUCGAAGACAGAAUCGAGAAAAUGUUGAACGAUGAGGCUGAAGAUGACGAUGCCGACGACAGCUCAGAUGAUGAGUCCUUCGAUCUGAAGGAGCACUUCUAUUUGGGUCAAUACCUGCGGGCAAUCGUUGUGUCUACCGGCAUCAACGCUGCUGAUCCUAAGGCCAAGAGCAAGAAACGCAUUGAGCUUUCAAUUGACCCCAGACAAACAAAUACCGGAUUCUCCAAGUCCGACCUUGUUGCGAAUUCCGCUGUUCAGGCGUCUGUUGUGAGUGUGGAAGAUCACGGUGUGGUCAUGGACCUUGGCAUUGAGGGCUCAGACAUGAAGGGUUUCAUGUCCUCGAAGGAAAUUGACCCUCGUGUUGAGUAUUCGAGUAUCAAGGAGGGAUCCGUCUUCCUCUGCAUGGUUACUGGUCAAAACGCCAGUGGUAAUGUCAUUAAAUUGUCCUCCAACUACCAAACUUCCGCCUCGAUCAAGAAGUCCAACUACCUCAGCUCGGCGCCUACAAUCAACACUUUCCUCCCCGGUACCGCCGCAGAAAUUCUUCUCACAGAAGUCACAGCAAACGGCAUGAUUGGAAAGAUCAUGGGAAUGCUCGACGCAACCGUUGAUUUGGUCCAGUCUAGUAUCAAUGGCAAGGUUGAUUUGGAAAGAAAAUACAAAAUUGGCGCUAAGAUCAAGGCCCGUAUUAUUGCGACUUUCCCAUCUGCUGAGCCGUUCAAGGUCAGCUUCUCUUUGCUCGACCAUGUCCUCAAACUCUCUUCCGACUCUCGUGGUCCUGGUUCAUCGGAUGAUGCUCCUGCCAUUUCUGCAAUCAUCCCUGAGACCACCGUCGUGAAGGUUGACCAUGGCCUGGGUGUAUAUGCCCGCAUUGGAGAGACAAAACACAUGGGUUUCGUUCACAUGUCGAGGCUCUCUGACGGCAAAGUAGAAACAGUUGAGGAAGAUGCGGGUGCUUUCAAGCUCGAGGCUGUGCACGAGGCAAGAGUCAUUGGGUACAACUCAAUGGACAACCUCUACCUUCUUUCAUUUGAGAAGAGUGUCAUUGAGCAGCCUUUCCUUCGUGUCGAAGAUGUAAACGUCGGGGCUAUUGUUAAAGGAAAGGUGGAGAAGCUUCUCAUUGGCCCCACUGGCAUGGAUGGAUUGAUCGUCAACCUGGCUGAUGGAAUUACCGGCCUUGUUCCGUCUAUGCACUUUGCGGACACUCAACUUCAAUUCCCCGAGAAGAAGUUCCGCGAGGGCCAGAAGCUUUCGCUUAGAAUUCUUUCCGUGAAUUUGGAGAAACGCCAGAUCCGUUUGACGCUCAAGAAGAGCUUGCUCAACAACGAGUCCACUAUCUGGAAGGACUACGCAGACAUUGCGCCUUCGGCUCAGUCUCCUGGUACCAUUGUUAACCUCCAGAGCCAUGGUGCUGUUGUGCAAUUCUACGGCGAUGUCCGUGGUUUCCUUCCUGUGUCUGAGAUGAGUGAAGCCUACAUUCAGGAUCCAGCCCAGCAUUUCAGACUAGGCCAGGUCGUCAAUGUCCAUGCCUUGAGCGUGGACGCAUCUCUCGGAAGACUUGCUGUUUCUUGCAAGGAUCCCUCCACAUUUACCGAAAAGUACCGUGAGGCCUUCGAAAACCUCCAUCCCGGUCAUCUUGUUGCUGGAACCGUCUUCGAGAAGUCCAAUGAUGACGUGCUUCUCAAGCUCGAAGAUUCAGGCCUUGUGGCCCGUCUUGACUCCAAGCACAUCAUUGACGGCCCUCCAUCCAAGCAAAGCUCGAUGAUGUCUAAGCUCCGCGUGGGACAGAAGCUGAACGACCUCUUGGUUCUCGACAUUCAGCGCGCUCACCGUCUCAUCAAGGUUUCUAGCCGAGCCAGCUUGAAGAAGGCUGCCAAGCAGAAGAACAUGCCUGGCCAGUUUGAUCAAGUCCAAGAGGGCUCUCUUGUCACUGGUUUCAUCCGCAACAUCACCCCCGACGGUAUCUUCGUUGAGUUCCUAGGUGGUCUGACUGGCCUGCUCCCCAAGCGUCUGAUUGAAGACGCCAAUCUCGAGCAGCCUCAUUACGGUAUGUCGAAGUCGCAGACUAUUGUUGUCCAUGUGCAGUCGGUGGAUUCGGACUUCAAGCGCUUCAUCCUGAGUAUGAAGCCCGUCCAGCCCAACCAGGCCGCUCCUAAGAAGGAGGCCAAGCAGACUGAUGAGACUGUCGCCAACGCCGUCGACAGCAACAUCAAGAGCAUGUCCGACUUCACCUUCGGCAGGAUCGUUGAGUGCAAGGUGGUCUCUAUCAAGGCAACUCAGCUUAACGUCCAGCUCGCAGAUAACGUCCAAGGUCGCAUUGAUGUAUCCGAAGUUUUCGACGACUGGAAGGAUAUCAAGGACCGCAAGCAGCCCUUGCGAUUCUUCAAGGCCAAGCAGAAUAUUUCCGCCAGAAUUCUUGGUGUCCACGACGCCCGCAACCACAAAUUCCUUCCUAUCAGCCACCGCGCUGGAAAACACCCCGUAUAUGAGCUUUCCCUCAAGCCUAGCUACUUGAAGGCUGCCGAUCCUGCUCCUCUGAACAUGGAGCAAGUCAAGGUUGGAUCUUCUUGGAUGGGCUUUGUCAACAACAUCGCCGAUGACUGCCUUUGGGUCAACCUUUCUCCCAAUGUUCGCGGAAGACUCCGCUUCAUGGACGCAUCUGAUGAUCUGUCCCAAUUGACUGACGUGGAGAAGAACUUCCCCAUUGGCUCUGCUCUGAAGGUUCAGGUCACCGCUGUCAACGCCGAGAAGGGCCACCUCAACCUUACUGCCAAGCAAGGCUACGACAAGCUCGCUUUCGGGGAUAUCACUGUUGGCAUGAUCCUGCCUGGCCGCGUCACCAAGGUCACUGAAAAGCAGGUGAUCAUGCAGCUCGGUGAGGCCCUUGUUGGUGUGGUCAACCUGAUCGAUCUCGCGGAUGACUACUCCAAGGCCAAUCCUACCGUGCACAACAAGAACGAAGUUCUUCGAGCUUGUGUCAUUGCCGUUGACAAGUCUAACAAAAAAAUCUCGUUGUCUUUGCGCCCAUCCAAGGUUCUCAGCUCUUCGCUGCCUGUCCAGGACCGUGAGAUCUCUUCGCUCAAAGAAGUUAAGCAGAACGACGUCAUUCGCGGCUUUGUCCGCCGCGUUACCGAUGCUGGUCUUUUUGUCGCAGUCAGCCACGAUAUCACUGCCUACGUGCGUGUGUCUGAUCUUUCCGAUUCUUACCUCAAGGAAUGGAAGGAAUCCUUCCAGCAAGAUCAGCUGGUUAAGGGUAAGGUCACUUUCGUUGACGCCGAGCAAGGCAAGCUUCAGUUGAGCUUGAAGGAGUCUGUUCUUGAUCCCAACUUCAAGGCUCUCCUCACCCUCAAGGACUUCAAGGUUGGACAGAUUGUCACCGGAAAGAUUCGCAAGGUUGAGGAGUUCGGUGCUUUCAUCGUCGUUGAUGGAUCCUCGAACAUCAGUGGUCUUUGCCACCGCAGUGAGAUGGCCGACAAGCGUGUUGAAGACGCCCGCACCUUGUACGACGAAGGCGAUGCUGUCAAGGCCAAGAUCAUCAAAAUUGAUCAAGCUGCUAAGAAGAUCUCUUUCUCGCUCAAGGCUUCUCACUUCCAAAAUGAGGAGGGAGACGAGAGCGAGGAUGAAGAUGCUAUGAGCGUUGAUGGUCUGGGUGGUGUCGAACUCGACGAGAACGACAGCGAAAACGACGACGAUGAUGACGAGUCCAUGGGAGGUGUUGAUGUGGAUGAUGACAGUGAGGAAGAGGAAGACUCCGAGGAUGAGGAUGAGGAUGGAGAUGUUCCUAUGCAGAAGCCCAGCAAGGCCGGUGGUCUUGGUGCCAGUGGCUUUGACUGGAGCGGCAAUGCCAAGAACGAGGCUGCCGCCUCCGACAGUGAUGCCGAGGACUCGAAGACAAAGAAGAAGAAGAACCGCAAGCCUGAGAUCCAGGUUGAUCGGACCGGUGAUCUGGAUGCCAACGGCCCCCAGUCCGUUGCCGACUUCGAACGUCUUCUUCUGGGUGAGCCUGACUCCUCACUCCUGUGGCUGCAGUACAUGGCCUUCCAGCUGGAGCUCGGUGAGAUUGAGAAGGCCCGUUCCGUUGCUGAACGUGCUCUCCGCACCAUCACCAUGGGCCAGGAUUCCGAAAAGCUUAACAUCUGGAUUGCCCAGCUCAACAUGGAGAAUACCUAUGGUGAUGACGACAGUCUCGAGGAGGUCUUCAAGCGUGCUUGCCAGUACAACGAUCCCCAAGAGAUCUACGAGCGCAUGAUCAGCAUCUACAUCCAGUCCGGAAAGAACCAGAAAGCAACCCUGAAGAAAAAGAUCUCUUCCCAGUCCCCUAAGUUCUUCUACAAUUACGCCAGCUUCCUCUUCGACACCAUGGCCUCUCCCGAUCGCGCCCGCGCUCUGCUCCCACGUGCUCUGCAGUCCCUCCCGGCCCACACCCACGUCGAGACAACCUCCAAGUUCGCACAGCUAGAGUUCCGCUCCGAGAAUGGCGACAUCGAGCGCGGUCGCACCGUGUUCGAGGGUCUGCUUUCGUCCUUCCCCAAGCGUAUUGACUUGUGGAACGUACUCCUCGACCUGGAAAUCAAGGUCGGCGAUGCGGAGCAGGUGCGCCGCCUCUUCGAGCGGGUCCUUGGCCUGAAGAGCGGCAAGAAGGGCGCUGUUUCCAUCGACACUAGCAAGAAGCUUAAGCCUAAGCAGGCCCGCUUCCUGUUCAAGAAGUGGCUUGAAUUUGAGGAGAAGCUUGCUGCUGAUAACGGUGAUGAGAAGAUGGUUGAGGAGGUCAAGGCUCGGGCUGUGACCUAUGUCAAGUCUCUUCAGGAGGAAGACUCAAUAGACACCGCAGACCCGAAUAAAAUAAAUGCACAGAGAGACUCUGUUCGUGAAGUGGGGCGUCCGGCCCGCUCCUGGCGUCAAGUGUUGACGGCUUUAUCUCCCUGGUCUUCAGCAUCUUCCGAAGACGCCUUGUCUUUACUGUCAGACCAACCCCUGCGUAAGAACCGGUCUUGUCGCUCGCGGUAUUUUCGAGGUCUGCGGCGAGUUUUUAUUGGAAUCUUGAUCAUGCUAGGCACCAUCCAAUUCAUCUCCAUCGCCUGUGGUAUCGUGCUAUCUUUCUUCCCGGACGAAUAUGACCGCGCCUCUCAAAACUGGCUGCCGAGCGCGAGCAGUGCCAGCACUGCCGAUAAGAAGCACUGGCCUACUGAUAUCUCGCGCGAUAUCAUCCCCGUCGGCUGUCACUCCCACAACGACUACUGGCGCCGAGUCCCUCUAUAUUCAGCACUGCAAGCAGGAUGUGUAGGCGUUGAAGCCGAUGUUUGGCUCUUCGACGACGAGCUUUAUGUCGGUCACACUACAUCGUCACUUACUUCGCGCCGUACCCUCCGGUCGAUGUAUGUCGAUCCCCUCAUAGCUAUCCUCGAGCGCCAGAAUCCGACAACUGAAUUCCACCCAAGGAGUGACAAGCCCGCGCACGGCGUUUUUGACACAGACCCUGAUCAAUCGCUGUUGUUUCUGAUUGAUUUCAAGACCGCCGGCCCAGAGACUUGGCAUGCCGUGACAAAGCAUCUAGCUCCGCUUCGUGACCGCGGCUAUCUUACCUAUUUCAAUGGCGAGGAGCUUGUCCAGGGCCCAAUUACAGUUAUCGGCACGGGAAACACGCCUUUCGAUCUUGUCGCUGCAAACACGACCUACCGGGAUAUUUUCUUCGACGCUCCGCUGGACAAACUCGUCGACGAAGACCCCGAUCAAGAUACAAACAACGAACUAGAGUCGAAGCUCAUCCCACGCUCAGACGCAACCAUAGAAUCCACAGAUCUGGGUCAAGGCCAGUCCGGCAUGCCAGCAGUCAUUACAGCAAACACCUUCAAUUCCACAAACAGCUUUUACGCCUCCGUCUCAUUCCGGCAGGCCAUUGGGUUCCCCUGGCCCUUCCACUUCACGCAGAGCCAGAUGGAGCUGAUUCGUCGCCACGUGCGCAUCGCGCAUCGACAAGGCUUGAAGGUCCGUUACUGGGCGCUGCCGAGUUGGCCGCGAAGUCUGCGCAAUCACAUCUGGCGUGUGCUUGCGCAGGAAGGUGUUGAUAUUCUCAAUGUUGAUGAUUUGGUCGAUGCUACGAAAGGAGACUGGAAUACCGGGGUUUUUGAUUGGUGGCCGUGA